Molecule: messenger RNA, 1228 nt
Organism: Dothidotthia symphoricarpi CBS 119687
Lineage: Eukaryota; Fungi; Ascomycota; Dothideomycetes; Pleosporales; Dothidotthiaceae
Product: glycoside hydrolase family 16 protein
Exons: 2
Coding region: 1-1116 (371 amino acids)
Biological process (GO): fungal-type cell wall organization; carbohydrate metabolic process
Cellular component (GO): fungal-type cell wall
Molecular function (GO): glycosyltransferase activity; hydrolase activity, hydrolyzing O-glycosyl compounds
Source: RefSeq, a predicted model, not a curated record
AUGAAGUCGUUUGCCGUCGCCGCCGCCGCGCUCUUCGCAGCCAUGGGGCCCGUGACUAUGGCGCAGACUCACACCAAGUGCAAUCCUCUCACCACAAAGGGAUGUCCCAGCAUGCAAGCCCUCGGCUCCGAGGCGCACUUCUACUUCAACCGCACAGAUCCGCCCUUCAGCGACAAGGUGUGGGACAAGGAGAACCAGGGCGACAUUGUAUGGGGUGAAAAGGGCGCGACUUUCAUCAUCCGAGAGUCGGGCGACGCCCCGUUGGUGCAGUCCAAUUUCUAUAUGCUCUUCGGCCGCUUCGAGAUGAUCAUGCGGGCUGCCAAGGGCACGGGGAUUGUCUCGACGGGAAUCCUGCAGUCGGAGGACCUGGACGAGGUGGACUGGGAGUUCCUGGGCCAGUCGAGCGAAGCCAUGACCAACUACUUUGGCAAAGGCAACAACGAGACAUACGACCGCGGCAAGGAGUACCCCAUGGACCCCUCCCCGCAGGAAGGCUUUCACAACUACACGGUAGACUGGACCGUCGACCGCAUACAGUGGUGGCUCGACGGCAACAUGGUGCGCGAGCUCCUCCCCAAGGACGCGCUCAACGGCACAAACUACCCCCAGACGCCGAUGAACAUCCGCAUUGGCAUCUGGUCGGCUGGCGACACCAAGAACAACGCGCCCGGCGUGGUGCAGUGGGCGGGCGGAGAGACGGACUUUGCACAGGGCCCGUUCACCAUGACGGUGCAGGAGAUCUAUGCCAAGGACUACACGAACGCGAAGGAGUACAGCUGGGACAACAUGGACGCGUCGGGCGACUGGCAGAAGGUCAAGGUCAUCACCGAGGGAAAGUCGGAGGUGACCAAGGAGAUUGAGAACCCGUCGGGCAUCAGCGCGCACUGGAAGGCGCUGUCGAGCGCGGCCAAGACGGGCAUCAUCGCGGGCUCGCUCGGCGCGCUGGCCCUCGGGCUGCUCGUCGUGGCCUUCUGCUGCAUCAAGCAGCGGCGGGUGGGGCGCAAGGAGCACGAGCUGCUGCUGGCGCAGGAGCACAAGGAGGCCGAGGAGCUGCAGGAGUACAAGAAGCAGAUGCAGGGCGGGCGGUUUGGGCUUGGGUCGCACCAGCGUGUGUAGGUAGGGGCGCGUGGGGGGGACAUGUCAGACACGAUUGCUUUUCUUCGUAUACCCUUGCUGCGGUGCUCGCCCACCCGGCUGUAGUCCAAUACCGAUUCUUUAACUGGCAGCG